Gossypium raimondii (Peruvian cotton) is the source of this 1763-nucleotide messenger RNA. RefSeq names its product DUF21 domain-containing protein At2g14520. Gene Ontology annotation, biological process: magnesium ion homeostasis. The record is from RefSeq and is a predicted model, not a curated record. The transcript has 11 exons. NCBI's taxonomy places the organism in Eukaryota, Viridiplantae, Streptophyta, Magnoliopsida, Malvales, Malvaceae. Gene Ontology annotation, cellular component: intracellular membrane-bounded organelle. Bases 240 to 1577 code for a protein of 445 amino acids.
AGCUCCAGUCCAAAAGCCCAAAGCUAUUACCCACACGCCACUCUCCAACUGUAUAAAUAAGUGGUUUUACCGGCAAAACCAAAAACUAUUAAGCUCUUGCAAAUUUGGGUUUAACAAUGGAGGAGUGUUUUGGCCUCUGUUCAUCGUUUCUCUAACAAAACCUCAAGGGUCUUUUUUUAAUAUAUAUAUAUAAUAUUUUUGACUUUGGAAGGUUGUUUGGGGAGGGGGAGUGAAAUUGAAUGGCGGUGGAGUACAAAUGUUGCGGAACGGAUUUCUUUAUUCAUAUAUUGGUAAUAGUAUUGUUGGUGGUGUUCGCGGGUUUGAUGUCGGGUCUUACUUUGGGCCUUAUGUCCAUGAGUCUUGUUGACCUUGAGGUUCUUGCUAUGUCUGGUACUCCCAACGAUCGUAGACAUGCUGCAAAGAUAUUGCCUGUUGUCAGAAAACAGCAUUUGUUGCUUUGUACACUACUUCUAUGCAAUGCUGCUGCAAUGGAGGCACUUCCCAUUUUCCUUGAUAGUUUGGUUACUGCUUGGGGUGCUAUCCUGAUAUCGGUGACCUUGAUUCUUCUAUUUGGUGAGAUAAUACCACAAUCUGUUUGUUCUAGAUAUGGUUUGGCAAUUGGUGCGAGAGUGGCUCCAUUUGUUCAAGUUCUUGUUUGGGUCUGUUUUCCUAUUGCCUAUCCAAUAAGUAAGCUGCUAGACUUGCUGCUGGGCCAUGGACAUGUAGCACUUUUUCGAAGAGCUGAGUUGAAAACCCUAGUAAAUUUGCAUGGCAACGAGGCUGGAAAAGGUGGAGAAUUGACACAUAAUGAAACGACAAUUAUAGCUGGAGCACUUGAGCUCGGUGCCAAAACAGCUAAAGAUGCCAUGACUCCUAUAUCUGAAGCGUUUGCAGUUGAUAUUAAUGCCAAACUUGACAGGGACUUGAUGAAUUUAGUUUUGGAGAAAGGGCAUAGCAGAGUGCCAGUUUACUACGAGCAGACUACAAACAUUAUCGGACUCAUUUUGGUAAAUAAUUUAUUGACAAUUCACCCUGAAGAUGAAGUACCUGUGAAAAGUGUUACUAUACGAAGGAUUCCAAGGGUUGAAGAAGAAUUGCCAUUAUAUGAUAUAUUAAAUGAAUUUCAGAAAGGUCAUAGCCACAUGGCCGUCGUUGUAAGACAGUGCAACAGGACAGAUGAAUCUCCUAGUAACCGUGAUGGGAGAACUAAUUUAUGCAUGGCUUCCAUUUUGGUAUUUAUUGCUCUAAUCUCUCUAUCUGUUCGCUUAAAAACAGGGCCGCUGCAAGAAGUUAGAGUCGACAUGGAUGCCGACAAACAUCCAAAAGAAAAAGUUUUAAGACGUAAACGUUCACUCAAGUGGAAGAGCUUUCCGGCUACAGGAAGAUCUUUUAAAGGUGGUUCUCGGAGCAAAAAAUGGACAAAAGGUACUGAUUCAGACAUCCUACAUCUAAAUGACAAUCCACUCCCAACGCUCCCAGAAGAAGCUAUCGGCAUAAUAACAAUGCAAGAUGUGAUUGAAGAGCUUUUACAGGAGGAGAUCUUUGACGAGACGGAUCAUCAUUACGAGGACUCAUAACAUAUAUUUUCCUAGUUUUAGAUAAUGAUGAAAAUAUAUAUAUACAGUAAUACAAACUUUAUGUGAAAAGGUGAUAUUGUUUUUUAUUUCCAGGUUUAUUUCUCUCGUGUCCUACAUUUUUCUCAAUAUAUGCAUAUGUAUACCUAUAGAAGCACAUGGAUUCAACAGUUCUAAGUUUAAACCAAA